Messenger RNA from Labrus bergylta (ballan wrasse), 4845 nucleotides. RefSeq names its product cingulin b (gene cgnb). Gene Ontology annotation, biological process: microtubule cytoskeleton organization. NCBI's taxonomy places the organism in Eukaryota, Metazoa, Chordata, Actinopteri, Labriformes, Labridae. The record is from RefSeq and is a predicted model, not a curated record. Gene Ontology annotation, cellular component: myosin complex; bicellular tight junction. Gene Ontology annotation, molecular function: microtubule binding.
UUUCCCGAUGAGUUACAUCUCCUCAUCCCACCGACAGUGAACGGAGCUGCAGCUGCUGGAGACAAACUUGGAGGAGGGGAGGCACAUUUACGGAUUUCAAUAAUCUAAGCAGGUGCAGUAGGCUAGAGCUGCUCGCACUGAAACCAGGAAGUCAACAUGAGCAGCCUCUCCAGCGACAAGAAGCCUCUUGUAGAUUACGGCGUGCAGAUCCGCUUCAUCAAAGACCUCCAUGACACGGGCGGAGGCUACGCUGACAAAUCUAAAGGACCCAACACUGCAACUCCUCCUUCCAAUAAGUACGGGGUGGCGGUGCGGGUUCAGGGAAUUUCUGGGCAUCCGUACGUGGUCCUUAAAGAUGGAGAGAAAGGUGACUCUUAUGGGGUUCAGCUGAACACCACCAGCCCUACCUCAGGGCCGCCAUCGCCGAGCAACAGCCUCCCAAAAUUAAACAAAGAACCAGUAGAAGUAGCAAACCCCUACAGCCCUGCUGGGAACACUACACACUCCCCUGUUUCUGCAGCAGAGGACGAGGACGGGGAGAUUUUUGGGAGUCCUCUUAAAAGACCUCCAGGGGAUGGUCAGGCAGGAACACAAGGGGAGGAGGAGGGUAGUGCCUGCAGAGACGGGAAGGCGAAAAAGUCGAAAAUAGAACUCAAAGGAACAGCAGGUGAAGCAGAGAAAAAGACGGAUAAGGAGGAGUAUAACGAGGCGGGGCUUAAACGAGUCAACUUAAACGGUGUUGGACCCAGAGGGUUCAAACAAACUGGGUCUGGUCUCACUGGAUCUUUAGGGAAACAAGGUGCUAAAACAGAUCCCCCUGUAGAGGCAAAACCUCCAGCACCAACUUCUAAGGAGCCCUUCCCAGCGAUCGACACAAACUCGCUGGCUCCCAUCAACAAGCUCAUCAGUAAGUUCAACAGUGGAACACCAGGCGUCGCCCCGCAGACGAGAGGCCGCUCUGGAGGAAGGCAGCGUCUCCGGUUUGAUGAACGCAGAAGGUCCAGAAGUCUCGAUGCCAGAAAGGAUCUUCAACCUGAGGAUUCCCCUCCCUCUCCAACUCUAAACCCCUACGCCAUGCCUUUGUCUUCCUCCUACAACCUGAUGACAUCAUCUAGCCUGGGAAGGAGCACUGCAUCAGUUGCCAAGGUGACAGCCCUCGAGGCCCCUAAGCCCAGCUUUAAGUCACCAGGCAACUUUGUUGCCAAGGACACCUCUCCAGCUGUAGCAAAAAAGCCUGAGAUACCUCCAAGGAGCCAGAGUCAAAGCACAGCAGUCAUCAGCGGAGAGGAUGCUCAAGUUAAGCAAGCUAUUUACAGCAUCCUCAAAGAUGGCUCCAGUGAGAGUGAGGCUUCCCUCAAAAGAAAGGUCAACCUCGUCUAUGACACCACGGGCUGUUAUAAGAAAGAAGGAUCGGAUGGGAGGGGAAGGGAGGGGAACCUUGAGGAACUUCAGGAACAACUGAGUCGCUGCAAGAAAAAUCUGCAGCUGGCCCAUGAUGAACUGGCCGAGGAGCGUAUGGCCAGAGAGGUUGUGGAGUCUCGCCUUCGUCUACAAGAAGAUCAGCUUGCCGAGCUUCAGGAGGAGCUGAGGAGGGUUGAAGAAAACUCACCUCACUCAGACUUGCUGAAGACGGAUGUGAGGGCUCUGCAGGCCGACCUGGCCGAAGCAGCCAUGCUGCGUCAGCGUCAGGAGGAGACUCUCCGGCAGCGCGAGCGGGAGCUGACGGCUCUUAAAGGGGCGCUGAAGGAGGAGGUGGAGUGCCAUGACAAAGAGAUGGAGGCUCUUAGGGAGCAGUACAGCCACGACAUGGAUGACCUAAGGACAACCAUGGAGCAGGUCACACAGACCCAGGAGCAGAUAGAGGAAGAGAGGGACAGGGUGAACGUCUCCAUCUUUACUCUGGAGGAGGAGCUGGAGAGCUGCAGAGACCAGGGAGAGAAGUGGAAGACGCAGCUGGAAGCCACCACAAAGGAGAGCAGGAAGCGAGUCGGCGGGCAAAUGCUGCUGAAAUCCCGUCUGGAGAAAGACGAUUUUGAGAGUGAGCUGAAGGAUCUUCAGGAUUCACUGCUCAGCAUGAAGAAACAGAUGCCUGCGUCUGCCGAUAACGUUUCUUUCGCCGAGGAGCUCAGGCGUUGCCAUGAUGAUCUGAAGAGGGCUCGCACCGAUCUGGACAAACAAAAGAGCCAGUUGGAGGAGAAGAGAGAGGCACUCGAAGCCCUGAAGAGAUCGAGCGAAGGGAAAGAGGCCGAGCUGCUGUCUGAGAUCAGCACAUUGAAGGAGCGGUCGCAGAAAGACAAAGAUGAGCUGGAAAAGGCGCUCGAGAAGUUGAAGGAGUCAUCAGUUACAUCGUCAGGAAAGACUGUGGUGGACCGCACCAACGUGGAGCUGCAAGAAGCAAACACUCGCCUCAGAGAGAGGCUGGCUCGCAUGACACGGCUUCAGUCCAGUGUGCCCCACAGCUCGGACACCGAGGAGGCGGUCGAAGCUUUGGAGGACGAGAACCGCUCCCUGAAGACUCAGCUGGAGGAGGCGAAGAGAGGAGCCACCUGGCUGACUAAAGAGAGGGAUGAGCUGACCCGGAGGCUGGAGGACAGAGACCUGGAGAGGGACGCCCUCAGGAGGGGGAAGAGCGACCUGGAGGAGCAGAAGAGGCUGCUGGACCGAGCACUGGAGAAGAUCAGCAAAGAGAUGGAGGUGAUGAUGGGAGAUUCUCGUCAGUCUGUAGUCACCCUGCAAACACAGCUUGAUGACUACAGGGAGCGUUCGAGGAAGGACCUGCUGGAAGCUCAGCGAAACAGUAAGGACAGACUGGCUGAGCUGCAGAGAGCUCAGAGCAACCUCAAGGCCCAGCAGGAGGAGGUUUCACGCCUGAAGAAGGAUCUGCUGGUUUGCAGCGAGGAGAGAGACAGUGCGCAGUUGGAGAGAGACCUCCUCAACAACCGUCUCAAACACUUUGAGAGUGAACUAGAAUCAGAGAAGAGCACCUACACUGACCGCACACGAGAAAUUAGAGGCCUGGAGGAUAAAAUUAAGACGCUGGAGAUUGAACUAGACGAAGAGAGGAGCAGUGUGGAGCUUCUGAAUGACCGUAUCACACGUAGCAGAGAUCAGGUGGACCAGCUUCGGUCAGAGCUGAUGCAAGAGCGUUCAGCAAGACAUGAUCUGGAAAUGGACAAGAGUGCACUUGAAAGACAGCUGAAAGAGUUGAAGUCUCGAGUAGCAGACUUGGAGGGACAGACUCGGCCCUCAGCAGGAUCAACAACCCUGCUGGAAAGCAAGAUUCAGGGGUUGGAGGAGAGACUACGCAGUGAGGAAAGAGAGAAGGCCAGCAUCCAGGCAUCACAGCGACGAACAGAGAGGAAACUUAAAGAACUUAACGCCACGUUAGACCAGGAGAGAACCCAGCAUGUUGAACAGAGAGAUCAGCUGUCUCUGCGCGUGAAGGCCUUGAAGCGGCAGGUGGACGAGAGCGAGGGAGAGGUGGAGCGCCUGGAAGGAGUGCGCCGCAAGGUCCUCAGGGACCUGGAGGAGCAGCAGGAGCUCCAGGAGGCACUACAUGCCAAAGUGACAGCCCUGGAGACCGAACUAAGGAGGAAGUCUCAGCACCAGCCACACCGCGCAGCUCUGGGCUCCACCACUCUAAGCUCCGAGGAUGAGGAAGGUUUCUAUGACACCAACAUCACCUCCAUCCUUACCGAGAGCCACCUACAGACCAGCAACUGCUGAAGGAAGAUCCAUGAAAAGAAUGUAUCUCCUCUCCAAUGCUCGAAUGAUUUGGUUAGAAAAGGAACUCAGGGCGUCAGGAUGGACUCGCCUGUGUGAAGAACUCAGUUGCCAUGCACUACAAGUUUGCCUCGGAGUUGUUGCCGGUUUUAUUUUUAGUACAGCAGUCCUACAGAGACAGGUUGUCAGGAUGAUAAGAUCGCAUUUUUGAGCCUUCAGCUGUGAUUACAACAUGUGUAUCAGUCUUGAAAUCUCCAGUUUUUCCUCUGUUGAAAGAGCAUUUAGAGUCACACGUUUGAACUGGAAUCCUCCUUUUAAAAAGGCUUGUUGCUGUGUGUUCUGUGCAUUAAAUACUACAUUAAAAAUACACCACUGUGGUAGCAGGUUACCGUUGCAUGGUUUAUAGGUCAUGCAGAAGACAAAUACAAACUACUUCAAACCAAAAAUGAAAGUCUUAUACCUGUUUGCUCAUGCAUGAUAAGUUAAAUCUGUCAGUGAUGUUUGCAGCUCAAAGUGUUUCUUUGUGUAUUGAAGUGAUGUUAUCUUUUGUUUUUUACAUUGAGUGUGAUAACGAUGGGCCCUUCAAAGUGAGCCUAACACUGUAUUAGCUGUGCAUACUAGCUACUUGAGACAAUCAAAUGUGUGUACGGUAGCACUGAGCAUCCUCAGACAUGAACCUUCCCCAUCAAACAUUUUCUACUCCAACCCCUUUUUUUCUCCUGUGCUUUGCUAAAUCUCUUUACUCAGCUUGAUGUGCAUGUUUUCUCUCCAAAUGCCUUAAUAAGAGUUGUCUUUAUUUUCUCUUCAUGUUGUCUCCGCAUGUCUUCUGACUAAAUGCUGCUGCUGUAAUGUUUAAACAUGGUAUUUUAUACGCUCUAUAUCUCCUGUACAUUCUUAUGGAAAGAGUCAUUAGCUUAGCUUUAGAGGCGCUCCACAUUUCUCUUUGUUGCAGCUAUCACUUUGAUGAAUGUUGAUCAUGAUCCCCGGUUGACAUUUUGAUGAUUUUAACAUUUGAAACACGUCACUUUUUAAAUUGAAACGUGGUUAAAUCUUUGUCAGAUUUCCAAUAAUGAAACAUAUUCUACGCACAUUUUGAUGUACAAUAAAGAGAGGUAUAUUGUA